AGUCGGCCAGGGAUGUAGGUGGAUGGAUGGAUAGUAGACACAACAAGAGAGUAACAGAUAGCUAGCACAUAGCAAUGGCCAUGGUUAUGGCUUCUUUCCGCAUUGUAUUACACACCAACACCUAUAAUCGCUUCUUCCAUCCACCAACUCUUUCCACGUGGCGGCGGUGUCUUCUUUUUUCUCGUGCAUUUUCAACUAAUUACAAUUACAGCGUUGUUGUAAAGAAAGACGAACGGUUAGGGAAACGAACUGAGAAUGAGAACUCCAAUGUUGUAAACUCGACAACAAUUGCAGCCAUAGUAACAUCUUUAGGUGGUCCUCCUGCUGCUGUUGGAAUCGUUCGUCUUUCGGGUCCUCACGCGGUGUCUAUUGCGGGUCGAGUAUUUCGACCCGCCGUCAGAAACACGUGGCAGCCUACUAGUCAUGUUGUUGAAUACGGCGUUGUUUUGGAUUCGGAUGGAAAUGUUAUCGAUGAGGUUUUAGCAGUGCCUAUGCUAGCACCGAGAUCGUAUACUCGGGAAGAUGUUGUUGAACUUCAAUGUCAUGGGAAUGAAGUGUGUUUGCGUCGUGUGCUUAGGACUUGUUUGGAAGCUGGAGCAACACUUGCUCAGCCAGGAGAGUUUACUCUUCGUGCUUUUCUAAAUGGUCGUUUGGAUCUGUCCCAAGCUGAAAAUGUUGCAAGACUGAUCUCAGCUAAAUCUAUGGCUGCCGCUGAUGCAGCGCUGGAAGGAAUUCAGGGUGGUUUCUCUUCUCUUGUCAGGUCAUUGAGAAAUCAGUGCAUCGAUAUGCUCACUGAGAUUGAAGCUCGUUUGGAUUUCGAAGAUGAGAUGCCACCUCUAGAUUUGAAUGGGAUUAUGGAUAAAAUACAACAUAUGUCACAAGAUGUUGAGAAUGCAUUGGAAACGGCAAAUUAUGACAAGCUUCUUCAAUCUGGAUUACAGUUAGCAAUUGUUGGCCGUCCUAAUGUCGGCAAGUCAAGCCUUCUUAAUGCAUGGAGCAAAAGUGAGAGAGCAAUAGUUACUGAAAUUGCUGGAACAACUCGAGAUGUGAUUGAAGCAAGUAUUAGCAUCAACGGCAUUCCCAUAACCCUUCUUGAUACUGCAGGCAUCAGGGACACUGAUGACAUUGUGGAAAAAAUUGGUGUAGAGCGAUCUGAAGCUGUUGCCAGAGGUGCUGAUUUAAUUAUCAUGACUGUGAGUGCGGUUGAAGGGUGGACUUCUGAAGACACCAAACUUCUUGAAAGGAUUCAAUCUGCUAAGGAAUCAACUGGAUCUUCCACCCCAGUAAUCCUCGUGGUCAACAAGAUAGAUUGUAAGCCUAGUGCUGAGACUGAAUGGGACAAAGGAUGUCACAGUCACAAAAUUUUCAGCAAACAAGUGUUUACAUGUGCUGUAACCAGUCAAGGAAUACAAGACUUAGAGAGGGCAGUUUUAGAGAUUGUGGGUAUGGAUGGCAUUGCUGCUGGGGGUCGCAGAUGGACUGUAAAUCAGAGACAAUGUGAACAACUUGUUCGGACCAAGGAAGCGCUUGUGAGGUUACAAUCAUCAAUAAAGGAGGAACUACCUAUGGAUUUUUGGACAAUUGAUUUGAGGGAUGCUGCAUUGUCCCUUGGACAGAUAAAUGGAGAAGAUAUUUCGGAGGAAGUUUUAUCAAAUAUAUUUAGCAAGUUCUGUAUUGGUAAAUAAUAAACAUCUGUCUCCCUACAUGUGCUCUGAUUUUCAGCAUAUUUUUCUUUACAACAUAUUUUCAGUCAUGUAAACCCUAUAUAGACCAGUACACCUACCUCUCCAUGGAUUUAAUAUUUUAAAGCUGUGGGGAUAAGUUUUGUUGUAUAAUUAUUUUCUGUUCUCACCAUAUGACCUUUUUCGACUAUGAUCAAAUAGCUAGGGCUAUAUAUAAAAUCUCUUCUUUUUCUUUUU
Messenger RNA from Trifolium pratense (red clover), 1919 nucleotides. RefSeq names its product tRNA modification GTPase MnmE. Gene Ontology annotation, molecular function: GTPase activity; protein binding; GTP binding. NCBI's taxonomy places the organism in Eukaryota, Viridiplantae, Streptophyta, Magnoliopsida, Fabales, Fabaceae. Gene Ontology annotation, biological process: tRNA wobble uridine modification; tRNA methylation. Gene Ontology annotation, cellular component: cytoplasm; cytosol. The transcript is spliced from 9 exons. The record is from RefSeq and is a predicted model, not a curated record. The coding region runs from base 75 to 1685 and encodes 536 amino acids.